AUGCCAGCCAAGAGAUCCAUUUUAGAAAAAAAAGAGCACAAGGUUGUCGCGAAUGAGCUUCCUGAUGAAAUAUCUCAAGCACACAGCCCUAAAUCCUUUCCUGAACCACCCGAAUACCACCAAGAGGGCUUUCAGGUUAACGGAUUCAAAAGCUAUACAGAUGAUUACCAAUAUCUGCGGGAUCCUAAGGAUAAGCGAACCAAAGAAGCUUUAAAGCUGGAAAAUCGCUAUGCCAAGGCGUUCUUAAGCCGGCCAAAAUUCACUGCGCUUCAUCGUGAGCUUUUCCGUGAGAUGAAAUCAAUGGUAGGCGCAAGUGAAGUCUCACUGCCCGUCCGGGAAGGAAAUUUUUGGUACUUUACCAGAUAUGAAGAAAAUGAGGAAUACCCGCUCCACUGUCGUCGGCCCUGUGAUCCGGAGCGUGGGAUAAAUCCAAAUUUUCUUGACGAAGUCAGUGAGUGGCACAUAACGCACCAGAACGGUGAGCCGCUUCCCAGGUACCCAGACGAGGUCAUUUUUCUUGAUCUCAAUCUCCUCAUGCGAGAGUUAAACGUGCAAUAUAUUGAGGUUGGGGAUAUGGAUAUCUCGUUCGAUGAAACCAAGAUCGCCGUCACGCUGGAUUGCUCCGGCGGGGAGGAGAUCUUCACCCUGUUUAUCUUUGAAAUUCAAGACGUCAACUAUCGCCGCUGGCUCCACACCGGCGCCAGCGACGCGCAGAAGACGUGGACGCGUUCCCUCAUCGAGACCGGCAGGUCCAUCUACACACCGAUGCCUUCGUCGCGCAGCAAUCGAUCGAGUCCGGCAUCCCCGUUAUCGGGCCCGAGGCGCACCCUCAAGAAGCGGGCGUCGGAUGGGAAGGAAAAAAUCUCGACCGGGGCGUCGUUUCCCUGCGCGAGUUUCGUCGAAGACGUCUCCCCGCCGCCGCGGCACCGCUGCUUGCAAAAAAUUGAACUCUUCGACCUCGCCGGCGAUGUCUUGUGGGUGAACCCGACGUGUGUGGUGUACAGCGUCCUCAAUGAGAAGCUCCGGCCGCAUCAAAUCGUCUUUCACGACACCGCGGUGGAUCCGUCGGAUCCCAACGCCGCAUGGAUUUGCUACGAAGCAGAAGAUGAGGCGUUCUGGGUGCUCACCAUUAGCUUUACCGCGGAUGAUCGCUAUUUUAUCUUCUGCUGCGCCUCCACCGAGGUCUCAAGGUGGUUUAUUUGCCCAACGGAAAAUGUUACGAUCCCCUCAGGGGCGGCCGCUGGUGGGGUUUCGGAACACCCGAGAGGGGCGGUGUUAAAGGUGCCGUUUUUCUGCAAACGAAUGGAGUGGAUGGAGCGUCAUGCACGCGAGUCGAGUCUCGAGCACGCGGAGGCGGUGGUUUCGACCGCAGAAUCCAACCGGAGCGUCGACUUUAGGGCGCAAUGUGCACCGACGGCGCGAUUCCCCGCGCAUGGCGAAUCACCCGUCGAGUAUCAUCUUGAUCAUCAUGUGCGGUUACUCGGACCAGGGGAACACCACGGAGGGUGGAUUAUGACCUCGAACGCCAGAGGGUGUACGAACUUUGCAGUGUUUUUCCUCCCUGACGAGAACGCCGUUUUUGAAUGGGAAACCGUAUCCCCGACGUCGCCCGCGAUGGGUGCGGGCGACCAUGCCAUUGCGAAUGCCCCUGAAAAAGCGCCUAAGAGUCCGAAAGCGUCUGCGAAAGAAACGAAACCACCGAGUUUGUCUACCGAAGCGAAGGGUAUGGGUUCCGAUGACUGGCCUUUGCUAUUUGAAUACGAUCCCGCGACGAAGGUGGAAUCGGUCGAGUGUUUCGAGCACUUUUUACUUAUUAAUGUCUGUCGGGAUGCAUCGUCGGAGGUUCUGUUUUGCCCUAUGGAUCUAAUUUGGGAUUGGUGGGCCCGCACGCGUUCGCGGGAACACACGCCCAAAGAUCCAUGCGGCCCCGUGGCUUCCAACCCGCUCGUUAAAACCGCUUUUUCAGAAACCCAUAACCGCCCUGCGGGUGGGGAUGAUUUCCCGGGCCCUUUACGCCUCAAUCAGACUCUCCUGCUAUCCAGCCUCCUCCUCCGACGGGGUGCUCACCUGAAGGCGGGCGGGGAGUGGCUUCAUGUGGAUCUUCACGACGAACUCAUGCGUGCGGAGGAGUCAGUCGUCGUGGAUUCCGAUUUCGCCUCCAUGGUUUCCCCGGCGCCUCCCACGGGGACGGUCGCGAGGGACGGGGGGGGGUUUCCCCCUCCGUCUUUUUUCGAGCGCCUGGCGGCCUCCAACGCGGUGGGGGAUGGGGGGAUCGGGGGGGCGGAAUCCGCGUCGGGCGCCCUCCCCCCCCCCGGAUUCGCGCGACGCCGCUGCGGGAGAGCAGCGAGGGCGCCACCACCCACCUCAGCUUCACCGCGCGGACGUUCGUGUUGGCCGUUUCCCAUCUCCUCCGCCCCACGGCGCAUUACGAAUGGCGGUAUGCGGGCUCGGAAGGCGGGGAGCCCGGACGCCCGCCCGCGCUUGCCGUGCGGCUGCUCCGUCGGGAGGCCGUCAAAGGACGGGCCUACGACCCCGCGGCCUACUACGGCUUCGUGCUGUGGGUGCCUUCCGAUGACGCCUUCGCGCGGGCCCGCGGGCCCGCGGUGUUGCGGCCCGUCCCCGUCGAAACCCCCGCCCCGGUGGUUCAAAUCCCGGUCUUUACGAUCUGCCGCGCGGAUCGCUUUCACCCCAGACGCAAUGGCGCGUUGGUGA
Molecule: messenger RNA, 2712 nt
Organism: Phytomonas sp. EM1
Lineage: Eukaryota; Euglenozoa; Kinetoplastea; Trypanosomatida; Trypanosomatidae
Source: the annotation of a GenBank genome assembly